CUCUGAUAAAGUCUGGUGUGCCUCAAGGAUCUAUACUAGGACCAAUUCUCUUUCUUAUCUUUAUUAACGAUUUACCCAGUUACUUUGGAAGUUCUAAGCCUUUUUUAUUUGCCGAUGACUCUACACUAAUAUCCUCCGGAUCGGACCUUCACGAAUUUAGUGUCACUCUAAAGUCAGAUAUGACCUCAGUGUCCCGUUGGACUAACCAUAACAAAAUGUCUCUUAAUCCUGGCAAGACAAAAAUAAUGAAAAUAUAUUCCCAAUCCAAAUUCCCUGAUCUUAGUCCAAUAACCAUUGAAGUCAAUAACAAUAAUGUUAAGGAUAUUACAUCCGCCAUUUUACUUGGAGUUACAUUAGACCAACAUCUGAAAUGA
Paramuricea clavata is the source of this 374-nucleotide messenger RNA. Lineage: Eukaryota; Metazoa; Cnidaria; Anthozoa; Malacalcyonacea; Plexauridae. The record is from the annotation of a GenBank genome assembly.